CUCCCUCCUCCCCUUUACUCGCUCCGUGACUGUGACGUCAGUGCGGGGCCGGCUCUGCCACUGCUGCGGCGCGAGGCCAUGGAGGGUGCUGGAGCGGGAGCCGCGCAGGGUGUGACGGGGGCAGCAUCAUUGGUGGAAGUGGGACCAGACGAAAUAGGCGUGGUGUCCUCCAGAGAUGGCCCUGAUCUCUCUUCAGGAUCCCUGUCUCCUCGGAAGCCCAAAAGCAGCUUGGGAGGAGCGGGAGAGAGCCUGCUGGCCUCCAACAGGAACAGUGACGAUGGAGCACGAACACAAGUGGCCGGGAGCAAUAAAGAAAUGGGUGGAAUGUCGCCUGAAACGGGGGGUGUCUCAGCUGGCUCAAACACCAGCCCCAGUCCAGGAAAUAAUAAAGGCCUGCCAGGUCACGCUGCCAAGACUUUCCCUUCAUCCCCCAGCAAAGCAGGUGGACCCAGCCGGGCAAAGAUGUCCCUCACUGGAACCAGCAAGUCCCCAACAUCUAUCCAGAGUUUGGCAAUGCGUUUGUUGAGUAUGCCUGGGUCGCGGCUGCCUGGUGAUACUGGGACUCCCGCAGCAGAAGCUCCGGCUCCAGCCCCUGCCCCUGCCCCGACUCCAGCCCCAGCAGUAGAAGAGGCCAAGCCCAAGGUUCACCGGGCCCGGAAAACCAUGCCAAAGCCCAACAGUGGGCAGGUCCCUGAAAAGCGAGUAUCUGAGAUGCUGCAUUUCCGAGUCUCGGAUGACCUCAGAAGCAUAGAAGAACCGGAAGAACCUGCCAAGCGAAGAAAAUAUGAUUAUAUGGCUGAUGCCCUUCACAAGAGGAUGCCUCUCUCUCUCCAGCGGUCGAGUCCCAGAGCGACAACUGAGAUCACGGUGACUGAAGAGAUGACGGCUCCAGCCACCGCCUCGCAGGAGGAGAGAAGCCAGGAAUGGGAGACUGAGGUGGGGGAUGACUUCAGCCUCUUCUAUGACAGCUACUCCGUGGAUGGCCAUGUUGACUCGGACAGCAAGUCAGAUGCAGAUGUUGCUGGAGACCAUAUGAGUGAGGAGGAGGAAGAAGAGGAGGAGGAGGAGGAGGAAGAGGAGGAGGAGGAAGAUGAUGACGAAGAUGAUGAUGAAGAUGAAGAAGAUGAAGAUGAAGAAUCGGGUAACCUCUCUGACAGGAGCACUGCCUCCAGCUCCAAACGCAAGGCCCGGAAGCGCUGGCGGAAUGACAGUCCCUGGGUCAAGCCGUCCCGCAAACGCAAGCGCAAAGAACCACACCCCAGUGAUGCCAGAGGGCUGAACGGUGGUCCUUCAACUACACAGAGCGAGUAUACGGAGGUGCCUCUUGGCUGUUUGGAGCUGCCCAGUGAGGGGGCACUGUCCCCCAACAAUGCCGGGGUGUCUAAUGAGACAAGUUCACUGGAGACGGAGCGCUUUGAGGAGUUGCCCCUUUGCUCCUGCCGCAUGGAAGCACCUACUAUUGAGCGCCUUAGCCUGCAGGCGGGAAACCAAUGCAUGGCAACUGAGAGUGCCGAUGGAGAGUUGAAUGGCUGCAGCAGCAGCAUCUUGAAGCGGGAAACGAUGCGCCCCUCCAGCCGGGUUCCCCUCAUGGUCCUGUGCGAGGCCCAUCGAGCCAGGAUGGUGAAGCACCAUUGCUGCCCUGGCUGUGGCUACUUCUGCACUGCGGGCACCUUUUUGGAGUGCCACCCUGACUUCCGCGUGGCUCACCGCUUCCACAAGGCCUGUGUGUCCCAGCUCAACGGCAUGAUUUUCUGCCCGCACUGUGGGGAAGAUGCUUCUGAGGCCCAUGAAAUCACGAUAGCCAAGGCAGACACCUCCACUCCUGUCCCCAUUCCGCCUUCCCACGGACAGGGAGCCUCUGAGACCACAGGCCGUGCUGACACUACCCAACCCAGUGCCCGGAUGCGGGGCGGUUCAAGCAUAGAACCCUCACAGGAUGAUAUGCCAAGUCUCGGUGGCCCAGGGAUCGACAGUGCAGGGCCGCGGCUGACCUUGCCAAACGGGGCUGUGCUCUCUGCACAGGGUCUCCCAUCAGGGGCUGCUCGGGAACAAUUGGAGCGUGCCCUAGUGGUGCAGGAAUCCGAGCGGCGCAAGAAGCUGCGAUUUCACCCCCGCCAGCUGUAUCUCUCAGUUAAGCAAGGGGAGCUCCAGAAAGUGGUUCUGAUGUUGCACGUCUGCCCUUCCUUUCCAGUGGACUGCUUGGACCCCAGUUUCCAGAGCGAGCAGCAGAGCAAGCGAUUCCCACUGCACGCCGCUGCACAGAAGGGCUUCCUGGAAAUCUGCCAUGUGUUGCUCCAGGCUGGGGCCAACAUAAACACGGUGGACAAGUUGCGUCGAACCCCUCUAAUGGAAGCUGUUGCAAACAACCAUGUGGAAUUAGCACGUUACUUGGUCAAAAGGGGUGGCUGCGUUUACACGAAGGAAGACGAUGGAUCUACCUGUCUCCAUCACGCUGCCAAGAAUGGUAAUGUGGACAUGGUCAGCUUGCUGCUAUCCACAGGACAGGUGGAUGUCAACGCCCAGGAUAGCGGAGGUUGGACCCCCAUUAUCUGGGCUGCCGAGCAUAAGCACAUUGAGGUGAUCCGCAUGCUGCUCACCCGGGGAGCCGACGUUACGUUGACUGACAAUGAGGAGAACAUAUGUUUGCACUGGGCCUCCUUCACAGGGAGUGCAGAGAUCGCUGAAGUCCUCCUGAAUGCCCAGUGUGACCUCCAUGCUGUCAAUUUCCAUGGAGACACACCUCUGCACAUAGCUGCCCGGGAGAGCUACCACGAAUGUGUCCUCCUAUUCCUAUCGCGGGGGGCUGACACUGAAGUGCGGAACAAGGAAGGGGACUCACCUGUGGACCUGACCUUGGAGAACUCUGAGGUGUGGUUUGCCCUGCAGCUGAACCGCAAGAUCCGCCAAGGCAUUCUGAAUCGCGCCAUGCGCACUGAGCGCAUCAUCAGCAGGGACGUGGCCCGUGGCUAUGAGAAUGUGCCUAUUCCCUGCGUCAACUCCGUGGACGAUGAGCCCUGCCCAGAUGAUUACAAAUACAUCUCGGAAAACUGUGAGACUUCCACCAUGAACAUUGACCGCAACAUCACCCACCUGCAGCAUUGCACAUGCCAGGAUGACUGUUCCUCCAGUAAUUGUCUAUGUGGGCAGCUCAGCAUCCGCUGCUGGUAUGACAAGGACGGACGCUUGCUGCAAGAAUUCAACAAGAUUGAGCCACCCCUGAUCUUUGAAUGUAACCAGGCCUGCACCUGCUGGAGGAACUGCAAGAACCGUGUAGUACAGAGCGGCAUCAAGGUCCGUUUACAGCUAUACCGCACUGCCAAAAUGGGGUGGGGAGUCCGAGCACUGCAGACGAUUCCUCAAGGAACCUUCAUAUGCGAGUACGUGGGGGAAUUGAUUUCCGAUGCUGAAGCUGAUGUAAGAGAGGAUGACUCCUACCUGUUUGAUCUAGACAAUAAGGACGGCGAGGUGUACUGCAUUGACGCACGUUACUAUGGCAACGUCAGCCGCUUCAUCAACCACUUGUGCGACCCCAACAUCAUCCCUGUGCGGGUGUUCAUGCUGCACCAGGACCUGCGUUUCCCCCGCAUUGCCUUCUUCAGUAGCCGGGACAUUCAGACUGGCGAAGAGCUAGGGUUUGACUACGGCGACCGCUUCUGGGACAUCAAGAGCAAAUACUUCACGUGCCAGUGCGGCUCAGAGAAAUGCAAGCACUCUGCUGAGGCCAUCGCCCUGGAACAAAGCCGCCUUGCCCGCCUGGAGGCCCACCAGGACGCCUUGCCCGACAGCAGCAGCCUUCCUGCCGCUCAGGCCUAACUAAGCCAGGCUCAGCUGCCAAUCCUGAACGUCGCUGGGACCCUUCCCCCCCUUCUGUCCGGCUCUCCCAGGGCAGGCGCGAUGGACCGCGGCAGAAGCUCUUGCUCUGUGAGGGGAGAGUUUGCCAUCCCGUUUGCGGUGGGGUGGGGGAAGAGAGAACAGAGGAAGUGUGUCCUGCUCUGGGGGGGUGAAAGAGGAGAAGCCUCUCCACGUUCAGAGCACAGAUGAGAAAACUGCAGCCCUCCCAACUUUGCUGGACCCUCAGCUCCCUUCAGCCCCAGGCAGCAAAGCUAGUGGCCAGGGAUGAUGCGGGUUGUAGUUCAAGAACAUCUGGAGGACACGAGUUUCCCCCAUUCCCUGGUGUAGAGCAUGGAUGGGAAACCAGACGUUGCUGGAUUACAACUCCCAUCAGCCCUCAUUGUUGGCCAUGCUAACUUGAGCUGAUGGGAGUUGGAGUCCUGCAAUGUCUGGAUGCUGCAGGUUCUCCAACCUUGGCAUUGCAUAGGACAAGGGCAACGUGCGCGCGUUUGUGUGUGUGUGUAGGUUCUCGGAUUCUCUCCACCCAUACGGCCAGACCAGUACAACGUGGGAUCCGUCCACAAUUUUGUCUUUCUUGCCGCCAGCUGUGAAACCUGAAUGUAUGUACCUUUUUUCUCCAUGUGUUGAGGCAGGUUCAUUGCCUUGCACUUGUGUUACUUGCAUGUAGGGCAUAAUCACGUAAAGACCUGAAGCAGGACCGCAUGGGGAGCCCUGCACCCCCAGCAUCAACCCUUCUUCCUUCAAUAAUUGUGCGUUGUGAAGAACAGUUGUCUGAAACAAACAAGCCAACAGACCCAGCACACGAGCUCCUGUUUGCAAGUAAGGACUGCACAGGAAUGCAACUUGUCUUUUUUUAAUUAUUAUUUUAAGAAAACCAUGGACGUUGAAGAAAGAAGACCCAACGUUGGGGAUGGGGUUAAUAGGAUGCAGCAUCACUCUGCUCUCUAAGUCAGAGGUGAGGAAACUGUGGCCCUUCUCCAGAGGCUGUUGGACUCCCAAUUCCCAUCAGCCCCAGCCAGCAUGGCCUGGGAUGUUGGGAGUUGUAGACCAGCAACUUCUGGAAGGCCACAGCUUCCCCACUUUUUGUCUCCUGAUUAUGCACCAUGCACAAGUAAUACAAUUCAUAGGGCUAUAGUUUAGCUUUUUUGUUUACAAAUGUUUCCGUUUUGAAUUGGAGCCAAGGCCCAUUGCGCGCUCUGUUUUUUCCUCUUUCUCUUUCCGAGCCACCAGCACAGCUCACCAGCCUUGCCGAGUCUCUGACACGCCUCUGUUUCUGUAGUCCCAGGCAGCAAUAGCCAGAGGUGCAUCAAGCCACUGGUGGCUGCCUUAGGCUUAAUGGGUCACAGGUUUUACGAGCCUGCCCUAACGCAUCCCACCAGCCCUAUAUGGCAGCCCACUAGAGACCCAGUCAACCUGCAGUUUUUGCUGUUGAAACCAGGUGGCUUUCAAGCCCCUGGCAGGCCACAAUAUAUAAUGGCAAGUAAGAUUCCAUGUGGCUUGGCAGGUCAUCAUUUUGUACCGACCGGAUCUCUAGAGCCAGAAGGUUUUGAUGGUUAUGUUCAGAUGCUGCCAUCUUCUGAUGGAAGGAUGUGUAUGUGUGUUCCUGUCUCACUUCCUGUCUGGUCCUCCUUACCAGCUGGGAAAAAACCCUGUGUUUUUAUGUGGCCUUUUUCUUGGUUUUGGGCCAAGUUAAUGUUUAGCUUUUGUGUGUAACACAAGAUUCAGCUUUGAAUUGGAGUCGAGGCUUGUCCAAGCCCCCUCUAGGGAAGCUCAGUUAUGGUCUCAUAGCUGCCUCUCCUUUCAACCCCAGGAACAGCAAGAAGUCUUGAUUCAGUUCGGAGGGGCCAGCCUUCUCUCUCUCUCUUUUUUAUGGGUUUUCACUUUUUUGUUUUUUAAACUGUAAUUUUCUCGGGCCAUAAAUCCAAUAAAUGUUGGCAUCUGGUGAUUUUUGAUACACAA
Rhineura floridana is the source of this 5811-nucleotide messenger RNA. It is a transcript of the gene EHMT2, whose product is annotated as euchromatic histone lysine methyltransferase 2. Bases 79 to 3813 code for a protein of 1244 amino acids. The transcript has 28 exons. Gene Ontology annotation, cellular component: nucleus. The record is from RefSeq and is a predicted model, not a curated record. Gene Ontology annotation, molecular function: histone methyltransferase activity; zinc ion binding; p53 binding. Lineage: Eukaryota; Metazoa; Chordata; Lepidosauria; Squamata; Rhineuridae.